AUGAAUGUCCUCAAGCUUCAGAAGAAGUUCCCCCAGCUCGACCAGGGUGAGAUCUUCUCUCUGCAGGAUGCUUUUAAUCGACUGGAUGUCGAUGACCGGGGCUAUCUGGACGAAUCCGCCGUGAUCAAGGCCGCCCAGCAAUCCGAACGGCAGCCGUACGACGUCGUGCGCCAGGCGUUGAAGAAUGUUGAACUCGAUAGCUCCCGACGGGUGGAGCUCGAGGACUAUAUUGAUCUGGUAUCGAGGCUUCGUACAGCACCGGCUCCCGCUGCCGCCGCCGCCGCCAGUCCCGCCGCGGUGAUCCAAGGGGCCGCAGCGGGCGCAGGUGCGGGCGCUCGCGGCCACGCUUCCAAGGGCAGCGUGGGAGGCCGGAUCCAUGUUCAGGGCUCUUCGGCCAACGUCACGCAUACGAUCAACGAAGAUGAGCGAACCGAGUUUACAAGACACAUCAAUGCCGUUCUCGCCGGCGAUCCAGAUAUCGGCAAUCUCCUACCUUUCCCCACGGACACCUUUGAGAUGUUCGACAAGUGCAAGGAUGGAUUGGUGUUGGCGAAGCUGAUCAACGACAGCGUGCCCGACACCAUUGAUGAGCGCGUCUUGAACAAGGCAGGGAAGAAGAUCAAGGCAUUGAACGCUUUCCACAUGACCGAGAACAACAACAUCGUCAUCAACUCGGCCAAGGGUAUCGGUUGCUCUGUCGUCAAUAUCGGCAGUGGCGAUAUCAUUGAGGUCCGCGAGCAUCUCAUCCUGGGCCUGAUCUGGCAGGUUAUCCGUCGUGGUCUUCUCGGCAAGAUUGAUAUCAAGCUCCACCCCGAGCUGUACCGGUUGCUGGAAGAGGAUGAGACCCUAGAGCAGUUCCUGCGGUUGCCUCCGGAGCAAAUUCUGCUCCGUUGGUUCAAUUACCACCUCAAGAAUGCCAAGUGGGAGCGAAGAGUGACGAAUUUCUCCACCGACGUGAAGGAUGGCGAGAACUACACUGUUCUCCUGAACCAAUUGGCCCCCGAUCUCUGCUCCCGCGGCCCUCUCCAGACCAGAGACCUGCUGCAACGUGCCGAACAGGUCCUUACGAACGCCGAAAAGCUGGAAUGCCGCAAAUUUUUGACCCCGACCUCUCUCGUCGCUGGAAACCCGAAACUGAACCUUGCCUUUGUUGCCAAUCUGUUCAACAACCACCCCGGGCUGGAACCGAUUACCGAAGAAGACAAGCUGGAGAUCGAAGACUUUGAUGCUGAGGGUGAGCGUGAAGCCCGAGUCUUCACCCUGUGGCUGAACUCUCUGGAUGUUCAACCCGCGGUGAACUCGUUGUUUGAUGACCUGCGUGAUGGCAGCGUCCUGCUACAAGCGUACGACAAGGUCAUUCCCGGAAGUGUCAACUGGAGGCAUGUCAACAAGCCCCCAGCGUCUGGUGGUGAGAUGAUGCGGUUCAAGGCGGUAGAGAACACCAACUAUGCCAUUGAGCUCGGAAAACACAACGGUUUCUCUCUGGUUGGGGUGCAGGGCGCCGAUAUCACCGACGGCCAGCGGACCCUCACGCUGGGUCUGGUGUGGCAGCUGAUGCGCCGCGACAUCACCAACACUCUCUCUGCUCUUGCACAGCGGCUGGGCAAGCGGGAGAUCACCGAUGCAGAGAUGAUCAAGUGGGCAAAUGAGAUGUCCCGCAGUGGUGGCCGCACAUCCGCGGUCCGCAGCUUCAAGGACCCGUCCAUCGGGUCGGGAGUGUUCCUGCUCGACGUGCUCAAUGGCAUGAAGAGCAGCUACGUGGACUAUGACCUGGUGACUCCCGGAAAGACCGAUGAGGAGGCGUAUGCCAACGCCAAGCUGAGUAUCAGUAUUGCUCGCAAGAUGGGAGCCACCAUCUGGCUAGUGCCGGAGGAUAUCUGCCAAGUGCGGUCUCGCCUGGUCACUACUUUUAUUGGCUCUCUCAUGGCUACAUACGAGAAGAUGUAG
Molecule: messenger RNA, 1947 nt
Organism: Penicillium lagena
Lineage: Eukaryota; Fungi; Ascomycota; Eurotiomycetes; Eurotiales; Aspergillaceae
Gene: sac6
Product: fimbrin
Exons: 5
Coding region: 1-1947 (648 amino acids)
Biological process (GO): actin filament network formation; actin filament bundle assembly
Cellular component (GO): cytoplasm; actin filament; actin filament bundle
Molecular function (GO): calcium ion binding; actin filament binding
Source: RefSeq, a predicted model, not a curated record